GUGGUGGCGCCCGGCCCCGAAACUCGAAGGCCGAGCACGGCAGGCGGAGGUUGGCCCGGCCCCCACGGCCCCCGGCAUGGCCCAGGGCUCGGCGCUCCCGCGGCAGGCUGCACUAUGCUGCCCGGCCGUCUGGGUGGCCGCCGCUCUCCUGCUCACACUGCGCGGGACAUCAGGUGAAGUAGAGGUUCCGGACCCAAAUGAUCCUUUGGGACAACUGGAUGGGCAGGAGAGCCCGCUCCCAACUCUGAAAGGUUACUUUCUAAAUUUUCUGGAGCCUGUAAACAAUAUCACCAUUGUCCAAGGCCAGACAGCAAUUCUGCAUUGCAAGGUGGCGGGAAACCCUCCUCCCAACGUGCGGUGGCUGAAGAACGACGCCCCGGUGGUGCAGGAGCCUCGGCGCAUCAUCAUCCGAAAGACCGAAUAUGGCUCUCGGCUAAGGAUCCAAGACCUGGACACGACAGACACGGGCUACUACCAGUGCGUGGCCACCAACGGAGUGAAGACCAUCACUGCCACCGGAGUCCUGUUCGUGCGGCUGGGUCCAACACACAGCCCAAAUCAUAACUUUCAGGACGACUACCAUGAGGACGGCUUCUGCCAGCCCUACCGUGGGAUCGCCUGCGCACGCUUCAUCGGGAACCGCACCAUUUACGUGGACUCGCUCCAGAUGCAGGGGGAGAUCGAAAACCGAAUCACAGCGGCCUUCACCAUGAUUGGCACCUCCACGCACCUGUCGGACCAGUGCUCGCAGUUCGCCAUCCCGUCCUUCUGCCACUUCGUGUUCCCACUGUGCGACGCGCGCUCCCGUGCGCCCAAGCCGCGCGAGCUGUGCCGCGACGAGUGUGAAGUGCUGGAGAGCGACCUGUGCCGCCGGGAGUACAGCAUCGCGCGCUCCGACCCGCUCAUCCUCAUGCGGCUGCAGCUGCCCAAGUGCGAGGCGCUGCCCCUGCCCGAGAGCCCCGACGCGGCCAACUGCAUGCGCAUCGGCAUCCCGGCGGAGAGGCUGGGCCACUACCACCAGUGCUACAACGGCUCGGGCGCGGAUUACAGAGGCACGGCCAGCACCACCAAGUCAGGGCACCAGUGCCAGCCAUGGGCCCUACAGCACCCGCACAGCCACCACCUGUCCAGUGCGGACUUCCCUGAGCUCGGAGGGGGUCACGCCUACUGCCGGAACCCUGGAGGCCAGAUGGAAGGGCCCUGGUGCUUUACGCAGAAUAAAAACGUACGCAUGGAACUGUGUGACGUACCCUCGUGUAGUCCCCGAGACAGCAGCAAGAUGGGGAUUCUGUACAUCCUGGUUCCAAGCAUCGCAAUUCCAUUGGUCAUUGCUUGCCUUUUCUUCUUGGUCUGCAUGUGCCGGAAUAAGCAGAAGGCUUCUGCGUCCACACCACAGCGUCGGCAGCUGAUGGCCUCGCCCAGCCAGGACAUGGAAAUGCCUCUCAUUGGCCAACACAAACAGGCCAAACUCAAAGAGAUCAGCCUGUCGACAGUGAGGUUCAUGGAGGAGCUGGGAGAGGACCGCUUUGGGAAGGUCUACAAAGGCCACCUAUUUGGGCCCACCCCCGGGGAGCAGACCCAGGCUGUUGCCAUCAAAACGCUGAAGGACAAAGCAGAGGGGCCUCUCCGGGAGGAGUUCCGACAUGAGGCCAUGCUGCGGGCGCGGCUGCAGCACCCCAACAUCGUCUGCCUGUUGGGCGUGGUGACCAAGGACCAGCCCCUGAGCAUGGUCUUCAGCUACUGCCCACACGGUGACCUCCACGAGUUCCUGGUCAUGCGGUCCCCACACUCGGACGUGGGCAGCACUGAUGACGAUCGCACAGUGAAGUCUGCCCUGGAGCCCCCCGACUUUGUGCAUGUCGUGGCGCAGAUUGCAGCGGGGAUGGAGUACCUGUCCAGCCACCAUGUGGUCCACAAGGACCUGGCCACUCGCAACGUGCUCGUGUACGAUAAGCUGAGCGUGAAGAUCUCAGACUUGGGCCUCUUCCGGGAGGUGUACUCUGCCGAUUACUACAAGCUGAUGGGGAACUCGCUGCUGCCCAUCCGCUGGAUGUCCCCUGAGGCGAUCAUGUAUGGCAAGUUUUCCGUGGACUCAGACAUCUGGUCCUACGGCGUGGUCCUGUGGGAGGUCUUCAGCUAUGGCCUGCAGCCCUACUGCGGGUGCUCCAACCAGGAUGUGGUGGAGAUGAUCCGCGGCCGGCAGGUGCUGCCCUGCCCAGACGACUGCCCUGCCUGGGUGUACGCCCUCAUGGUUGAGUGCUGGAAUGAGUUCCCCAGCCGGCGGCCCCGCUUCAAGGACAUCCACAGCAGGCUCCGCGCGUGGGGCAACCUCUCCAACUACACCAGCUCAGCGCAGACCUCAGGAGCCAGCAACACUACGCAGACCAGCUCCCUGAGCACCAGCCCUGUGAGCAAUGUGAGCAAUGCCCGCUACGCAGGGCCCAAGCAGAAGGCCCAGCCCUUUCCACAGCCCCCGUUCAUCCCCAUGAAGGGCCAGGUCAGGCCUCUGGUGCCCCCACCCCAGCUCUACAUCCCCGUCAAUGGCUACCAGCCAGUGCCAGCCUACGGGGCCUACCUGCCCAACUUCUACCCCGUCCAGAUCCCAAUGCAGAUGGCCCCACAGCAGGUACCUCCUCAGAUGGUUCCCAAGCCCAGCUCACACCAUAGUGGCAGUGGCUCCACCAGCACGGGCUAUGUCACUACUGCCCCCUCUAACACGUCUGUGGCGGAUAGGGCAGCCCUCCUCUCGGAGGGUACGGAGGACGCACAGAAUGUCCCAGAAGAUGUGUCCCAGAGUCCUGUACAGGAGGCAGAGGAGGAAGAGGAGGGCUCUGUCCCAGAGACCGAGCUAUUGGGAGACAAUGACACCCUGCAGGUGGAUGAAGCUCAAGUCCAGCUGGAAGCCUGAGGGGUGGGAGGGCUAGGGCUGGAGGGAGAAGCCCCACAGUGACUGUGUGGGGUUGUCAGCCGCCUUGAAAAGACGUAAGACCCAGUAGUGAUCGGAGCUCUCUGGUUUGUAGCCUCAGUGGUGUGAAACCCUGCUCCUCUCUACCCUUGGACACAUGGAGUUGCCACUGCCUAGGAGUUCUGGGCCUGGCCAGGGGCCCAGCAACACAACAUCCUUGGACACUGGACACACAGUGACCUCUGACAGCACCUGCAUUUAUCCUGGUGGUAGUUGGUAGCGACCAGCAAAUGCUUUGCAAAAAAAUGGGUGGCACCUUCACUUCAUAAAUAUGGAGUGAGUAUUUUGAAACUUUGGGAACACAAGCCUGCAAGAGGCAGCCAGGAGGCACCUGGGGUUUCCAGGCCUGUUGGUUUGGGGAUCUUGGGGUCUGCUGCCCUCCCCCCGCCCCCUGCUGGGAAUAUUCUCCCUAAGUAGCCAAAGAUAAGGGGUGGGGGAAGGGGAAUGGAGCCUGCUUCCCACUGCCCACUGGGUCCCCUGACAGACAAGGGGCCCUGAAAUGGGAGCUUUCCUUAUUACAAUGAAACGUGCCUUUAAACAAACCGACACAAUUUUGUAUUUUUGUGAAAUGGUUUUAAUUAUACUGCAUGUGUAUUUUGUCCACUUUUCUGGAAUUUGAGGGAAAGUGUUUUUUGGGUUUGGAAUGUUCAAAGGAAGCAAUAUUGUACAGAAUACAGUAUUGUUAUUUUUUUUUUAAGAAUCAUGUACAGACCUUAAAUGUAAUUUAUAUGUUUUUAAUAUGCCAU
Otolemur garnettii (small-eared galago) is the source of this 3711-nucleotide messenger RNA. RefSeq names its product receptor tyrosine kinase like orphan receptor 2 (gene ROR2). The record is from RefSeq and is a predicted model, not a curated record. Gene Ontology annotation, cellular component: signaling receptor complex. Bases 77 to 2908 code for a protein of 943 amino acids. Gene Ontology annotation, molecular function: transmembrane receptor protein tyrosine kinase activity; signaling receptor binding; ATP binding. Lineage: Eukaryota; Metazoa; Chordata; Mammalia; Primates; Galagidae. The transcript has 9 exons. Gene Ontology annotation, biological process: cell surface receptor protein tyrosine kinase signaling pathway; protein phosphorylation; positive regulation of kinase activity.